UGCCUGAGCAGAGGCACUGCAAUUCCUCCAUCUCUGCCUGCUCCCAUCGAUCUUGCAGCAUUUAUUGACCUCCUUAAUUAUAGUAUUGUUCUAGCUUCUAUAUAGAUAUAUAUAUAUAUUUAAGCACAUAUAGAAAUCAUAACCCACUCAUGACCUAAUCACUGCAACACCUCUAUUUAUCCCUCUCCUCCCUGCACUUCUGUACACUCUAUCUCAUUAUAUUCUUGCAGAAAGGUACUUAUCAGCUCACUACUUUGACCUUGAUCUCCAUUUUCAUCUUCAUCUUGAGCUGGAGGUGGAGGUGGGGGAGAUAGGCCGUAUGGCGACCGUCUACCCUGAUCUUUCGCUUCACAUCUGUCCCCCUUCCGCCGCCGUCGCGACGACAGCGGCGGCAACCGGAGAAGUAGCGUCCAACUCCAGCGGCAGCAGCGAGAGUGAGUUGAGCCAUGAACUGAUACUGCAGCAGCAGCAGCAGCAGCAGUUGUCGUUUAAUCGGGUUUGGCAUGGCGUCCGUGAGCCGAGUCUCCACCUCGGGCUAGAUCCCCACGGCGACCGUGACCGUGACCGUCUCCGUCUUUGCCACCGGCAGGCAGCGUGCGGGUUCAAGCGGAGCGCGUCGAAGUCGGCCGGCCACCGGAGGAAGAGGAGUAUCAGGGCUCCGAGAAUGAGGUGGACCACCACCCUGCACGCGCACUUUGUCCAUGCAGUCGAGCUCCUCGGCGGCCAUGAGAGAGCUACACCAAAAUCGGUUCUUGAACUCAUGAACGUUAAGGAUCUAACCCUAGCACACGUCAAGAGCCAUCUCCAGAUGUAUAGAACAGUGAAGAGCACUGACAGAGAAGGACAAGGAGGGAAUGGUCGAGGUGCUGAAAUGGGGAUGAACAAUGCUGCUUCUCAGUGGAGUGGAAGAGAGGUGGAAGCAGAAGAAGUGGAGGGAGGAGUACUAUUGCAGGGUCAAUAUGAUCAGAUCAGCAGCCAUUGCUAUGCCUUACCAACAACACCACCACCACUGUCCAACUCUUCAAGCAGUGAGUUGCGUCCAUCUUUGGAGAGGACUGCUUGGAACCCAUCAAUCAGACUAAAUAAUGCAUUAUCAUAUCCUUACUUCAGAGGGGAUCAUUUGCUGCACAGUGACAGCCAGAUGGAAGAUCAACCAAACAUCAAUCCUUUUCCUGCUGCAGCUGAUGGAGGGAGGGCACCUCCUAACCUUGAGAUAACAUUAGGCAGAUAAAAUGGGCAAAUGCAGCUUUUCAGUGUCCCAGUUUAUGAAGUUUUAGUUGGAAAGAAAAGUUUGUGUGAUAAUUAAACUAAUCGACAAGGAAUGUGGUGAAGAAUUGAAGAGUGGCAUUUGUACAUGUAAAAUUUGGUCUUUGACAAAAUUUGUCUGGAGAUUAUUUUUGAGUCUUGAGUA
Molecule: messenger RNA, 1411 nt
Organism: Zingiber officinale
Lineage: Eukaryota; Viridiplantae; Streptophyta; Magnoliopsida; Zingiberales; Zingiberaceae
Product: probable transcription factor KAN4
Exons: 6
Coding region: 320-1231 (303 amino acids)
Biological process (GO): abaxial cell fate specification; regulation of DNA-templated transcription
Cellular component (GO): nucleus
Molecular function (GO): transcription cis-regulatory region binding
Source: RefSeq, a predicted model, not a curated record